Alligator sinensis (Chinese alligator) is the source of this 2547-nucleotide messenger RNA. RefSeq names its product rabphilin 3A (gene RPH3A). The record is from RefSeq and is a predicted model, not a curated record. Gene Ontology annotation, molecular function: small GTPase binding. Gene Ontology annotation, cellular component: membrane. Lineage: Eukaryota; Metazoa; Chordata; Crocodylia; Alligatoridae. The transcript has 20 exons. The coding region runs from base 1 to 2100 and encodes 699 amino acids. Gene Ontology annotation, biological process: intracellular protein transport.
AUGACAGAUACAGUGUUCGGCAACAGUACUGAUCGGUGGAUGUGUCCAAACGACAGAGCAAUGUCUCUCCGAGCCAAAGUCCCUGCUGGGUGGUCCGUACGCGGGAACCAGCCAGAGCGACCGCGGACACAGGAGGAGCUGACGGAUGAAGAGAAGGAGAUCAUCAACCGAGUGAUAGCUCGAGCAGAGAAGAUGGAGGAAAUGGAGCAGGAGCGCAUUGGGCGCCUGAUGAACCGCUUGGAAGACAUGCGCAGGAGCGUGGCGGGGGACGGGGUGAGUCGCUGCAUCCUGUGCGGGGAACAGCUGGGUCUCCUGGGGUCCGCUUGCGUGGUGUGCGAAGACUGCAAGAAGAACGUCUGCACCAAGUGUGGGAUUGAGACGACCAACAGUCGCCCUCAUUCGAUUUGGCUGUGCAAGAUCUGCAGCGAGCAGAGGGAGGUGUGGAAGCGCUCUGGGGCUUGGUUCUUCAAGGGCUUGCCAAAGCAGGUGCUGCCGCAGCCGAUGCCCGUCAGCAAGAGCAAGCCGCCGCAAGCUCCUAGCGAGCCGGCCUCGUCUGAGCCGUCCGCUCAGGACCCGAAGCUGUACUCUCGCAUGCAGAGCCGAGGCGGCUCGGAGGAGAAGAGAGCAACAGGCAGGAAGCCAGGUGGUGAAGCGGUGGCGGCCGCUCCCGGGAGAGGAAGCUACCCCCCUCUGAGCCGUAAGCCAUCCGAGGCCAGAAUGGGCCCCAGUGGUGGCGAGUAUGCUGGCGGAGAGCCUGACCACUGGGAGUACUCUGCAGACAGCGAGGUCAGCCGGAGCCCCGGAGGUGUGAAACGUGCCAAUUCAGUUCAAGGCUCCAGGCCUCCUCCUCCGGCUGCCAGUCCCAGCCCUGCCGCCCAGCCAGCUCCUCCGGCAGGCAGCAGACAAGGCCCCGGUCCGGGGGGUAGAUUUCCCGAAAGACAAGCGAGCCAGUCGAUGGGUCCGCCCCAGGCCGAGCCCGUCUACUCGGCAGCUGCUCCCAGGGAUGAGAGAGGAGGUGGAGGCGGUUACCCGGGGGCCGUGGCGAGGGAGGAGAGGACCGCACGCCAGCCAGCACCAUAUCAGCAAGUGGCUGCCGUGCCCAUGCCGUCCACCCCUGCCCGUCAGCAGCAGCCACCUCAGGAUGAAGAAGAGGAUGAAGCCAACAGCUACGAUUCAGAUGAAGCGACCACAUUGGGAACGCUGGAGUUCAGCUUGCUGUAUGACCAGGAUAACAGCUCUCUGCAGUGCACUCUCAUCAAAGCCAAAGGCUUAAAACCAAUGGACUCCAAUGGCUUGGCUGAUCCCUAUGUCAAACUGCACCUCUUACCGGGAGCCAGUAAGUCGAACAAAUUGAGGACCAAGACUCUGCGUAACACGCGGAACCCGGUGUGGAACGAGACGCUGGUGUAUCACGGCAUCACGGAUGAGGACAUGCAAAGGAAGACACUCAGGAUCUCUGUGUGUGAUGAAGACAAGUUUGGCCACAAUGAAUUUAUUGGUGAAACAAGAUUUUCUCUGAAGAAACUCAAACCCAACCAGAAGAAGAACUUCAACAUCUGCUUGGAGAGAGUAAUACCGAUGAAACGUGCUGGGACAACCGGCUCGGCGCGUGGGAUGGCGCUAUAUGAAGAAGAGCAGGUAGAGCGUGGCAGUGAAGUGGAUGAGCGAGGCAAGAUCCUGGUGUCUCUCAUGUACAGCACCCAGCAGGGUCGCCUGAUCGUCGGCAUCGUACGCUGCGUGCACCUGGCCGCGAUGGAUGCUAACGGGUACUCGGACCCCUUCGUCAAACUUUGGCUGAAGCCCGACAUGGGGAAAAAGGCCAAGCAUAAGACGCAGAUUAAAAAGAAAACCUUGAAUCCUGAAUUUAACGAGGAGUUCUUCUAUGACAUAAAACACAGCGACCUGGCCAAGAAGUCGCUGGACAUAUCGGUCUGGGAUUACGAUAUCGGCAAGUCUAAUGAUUACAUUGGUGGGUGCCAGUUGGGCAUCACUGCCAAGGGAGAGCGCUUGAAACACUGGUACGAGUGUUUGAAGAACAAGGAUCAGAAAAUUGAGCGCUGGCACACACUACAGAACGAGAACCACGUUGCAAGCGAUUAGGAGUCUCUCGCCUUCCCCCCCGCACAAGUCUCUCAUGAAUCCCCCCGCUCUCCUGCCAGCUCACUGUAGAUCCCCCGCGUCUGUCCUCCAACACAUCCGCGCCUUGCGUGCGCAUCCUUGGAUCUCCUUGACGCCAGCGUUCGCUUUGUUCAUCAUCCCCCUUCCAAAAAAACACCCCGAUCUUCUUUUACAGGCAAAUCCAGCUUUCUUUUUUUUUUUCCCCCUGACCACUGAUGCAUACUUCUGUCAAGCAAUAGCCCCGUGCUGAGCAUUUCCAUUUGUCUCUUGUUUCUCACUAGUCUCACACGCGUCGUACAAUGAUUGCCUUUUCUCCUUGCUGAAAAUACUUGCUUCUUGAGGUGUUGAUCCACCUGGGCACGCAUUGCUCCGUCCUCACUUUUACCCAAGUCUUUCAUUUGUAUUUCUGCAUGUGUCCACCUCCUUCCC